Pseudozyma flocculosa PF-1 is the source of this 1317-nucleotide messenger RNA. RefSeq lists its product as uncharacterized. The transcript is spliced from 4 exons. NCBI's taxonomy places the organism in Eukaryota, Fungi, Basidiomycota, Ustilaginomycetes, Ustilaginales, Ustilaginaceae. Gene Ontology annotation, biological process: cytoplasmic stress granule assembly; P-body assembly. Gene Ontology annotation, cellular component: P-body. The record is from RefSeq and is a predicted model, not a curated record. The coding region runs from base 1 to 1317 and encodes 438 amino acids. Gene Ontology annotation, molecular function: mRNA binding.
AUGGCAGCUGCAGGAGGAGGCGGCGGCACCGCCGACUUUAUCGGAGCUCUGAUCUCGCUCAUCUCCAAGUCCGACAUCCGCUACCAGGGCUUCCUCGCCUCGAUCAAUCCCGAGCAGGCCACCGUCGCUCUCGAAAAGGUCCGAUCCUGGGGCACGGAAGGUCGACUCACGGCGCUCGGACGCCCGCAGGAGGAGAUCCCGGCCAGCGACCACGUCUACGACUACAUCAUGUUCCGCGCCGCCGACGUCAAGGACCUCAAGAUCGACGACCCCAACCCGACGCGGCCUGACCCCACCCCGCCGCAGCCCGCCCUCAACGACCCCGCCAUCCUCAAUUCGAGUGCCGCCCCGCAAGGUGGCUUUGGCGGCCCGGGCGGUCCCAUGGGCGGGCCCUACGGUGGACCCGGCAUGUACGGCAUGCCUCCUCCUCCUCCUGCCGGACCCUACGGACCCGGCCCCGGUGGCUACCCUGGCCCCGGUGCCCCCGGAGCUCACUUUGGCGGCGGUCCUGGCCCCGUCUUCGGAGGACCACCUCCGCCAGCGCCCGGUGCCCGCGGCCCUCCUUCGGGUCAGCCGCCGCACGCGGCAGCCCAGCCGCCCGCUGCCGCAGCUGCAGUCUCUCCUGCGCCUGCCCCUGCAGCGGCUCCCGCUGCUGCUCUUGCUGCUGCUCCUGCUGCCACGGCGACAAAGGACGCUGCCAGGAAGAGCGCGAGCCCUGCGGCCGCUGGCGCCACCAACGGUCAAACCUCGACGCAGAAGUCGCCCUCGGCUGCCGCUCCCGCGCAGGCCUCGGCUUCAGCCGACAAGGUGCUCGAGGAGAUGUCGAAGCUGAGCGUGAGCAAGCCGGCCGCCCCUCUGAGCACUACGCGGCUGCCUGCCUCGGCGCAGCUGCCCGCCAUCCCCCAUGCGGCCGCCGCAGCCGCUGCCGCUGCUUCACCUCCGGAACGUCGAGGCCCGCGCCCGCGCCGCAACCAGAACAACGGUGGCGGCCACAUCCACCACGGCCACCUCCAGGACGUGGCCGGCCCUGUGUCGGUGCCGAACAAGGAUUUCGACUUCGAGAGCGCCAACGCCAAGUUCAAGAAGCCGGGCGUCGCUUCGCCGGGCGCCGAGGGCCAGCCGGACGGUGGGGCGGCGAGGCAGGCCAACGGCGCCAACGGGGGCGGAGGGGGCCUGCUAGAUGCCAUUCCGCCGCCGCUAUCGUCGGGCGACGGCAAGAGCUUCUACGACAAGAAGGGGUUCUUUGACAAUAUCUCGAGCGAGAUCAAGGAGCGCUACGACCGAGCAUCGCCGUCGAACGCUGCAGCCGCGCCUUGA